Molecule: messenger RNA, 921 nt
Organism: Plasmodium gonderi
Lineage: Eukaryota; Apicomplexa; Aconoidasida; Haemosporida; Plasmodiidae
Exons: 13
Coding region: 1-921 (306 amino acids)
Source: RefSeq, a predicted model, not a curated record
AUGAAUUUUACUCUUAAAAUUUUGAGUUUUUUUUCCUGUUAUAUGAUUUUAGAAUUAUGUCUAAUUCCAAAUAGUUUUAGCAAAAUAAUAAGCAAAGAUGUGCCUGAGGUAAGUGGGUUCACCAAUGUGCCUAAUGGUCCAGUAGACUUACCCGCUCAGCUGAAGCUCAAUUUAGGGAUGCGAAGAUACAAGCAUAACAAUCCCUUCCACAAAGAUGAGAACAAUGAUAUGGAAAAAGAAAUGAGCAAAGAUGCAGACGAACUACAGGAAAUUAUAAAUAAAGCUAAUUUCCCUGGUUCACAACCUGACAACAUGUAUAUGCAACAUCAGGAAAAUUAUGAUAUUCCUCCAUGGUUAGCUAAAAUGAUUAAUUUAUCAAAUAACAGUAAAAGCACAUUAGAAUCACUAGGUGUUGCAAAUUUACCGGAUAUUAACGCAUGUAAAGGAAUAAAAAAUUUGAAGGAACAAAUGUUGUGCAUACUUGAAGCGCUUGAGGACAUUAAGGGAGUCUAUCAGGAUGCAAAGGACAUAACCUCUUUAACAGCUCGUGUGCUAGCUGGAGGAAGAAUGGCUGUGCGUGCAUUGUCAAGGCUGAAGACCCUGGCAUCUAAGUUUGAAAAUAGACAGCUCAUGAAAAAACUGGGAACCCCAAUGGCCUCACUAAUUAUGCUUCAACGAGAAUCUACAUCAGACAGGGACAGGUGGUUAUGCGGAUCCAUUUUAACUCUGUUAACAGAUCUACCUGUUGUGUCAGACUUAGCUGAUAUAAAAACGGGAUCAUAUGGUCAUGUGAAUGUUAUUAUGCCAAGACAAUCUAGGGUAAGAAACCCUGAUAGACAUAUUUUAAAAUUACGAGAAGGUGCACCUCCUUCCAGCCUCAUCGGUGGAUACACAACAAUUCAAGAAGAAUACACGAUUUGA